UGAAAUAGUGUGAAAGUGAAGACUGGGUUUGAACAAUAUGGAGGUUUAAUGGAUUGGACUUGUUCCACGAUGGCAUUUUCAAGAGUUCUUUCUCUUUUUUUUCUUCAGUUUCAUCUCUCAGUUGUCCAUUUUUGUUGUCUUUCAGUCAUUUGAUUGAAGGUUGGGGGGACAAAGGAAUCGAGCUCGGAUGAUUCUUCUGGUAGUACCUGGAAGCUGAUGCUUGAACUUGGAUUUCAUAUGGCAAAUUAACUUGGAUAGUAUCAGCUCAACCUGGUUGGUCCAGGAUGUGGUCAUGAUUCUGCAUUGUUCUAUGUUUUUUGUUUGAUUAUUCAUGGAAAGACGUUUCAGGAACAUCGUCUCUGAAACGUCGUUGAGUGUGAUUGGAUAAGUUAGGAUAUAGUAGUGAGGUUAAUUCAGCUGUCCUGCCAUUAAACUCUGUUGCCCUAGUAUGGACCUAGCUGAAACUGAAAGUGACCAGAUUGGGCAAUCUAUACAAUUCUACAACUGUUUCAAAGUUUCAAGCCUCAGUGAAACAAUUUUAGAAACCACGCAAGUUGGAAGUUUAAAAGAUCGGUACGUUUUGGGGGAACGAUUAGGUUGGGGACAAUUUGGCGUGAUUCGAUCAUGUUCUGAUAGGAUGACUGGCGAGAUGUUGGCUUGCAAGUCCAUUGCCAAGGAUAGAUUGAUGACAGUUGAUGAUGUGCGCAGUGUUAAGCUUGAAAUUGAAAUUAUGUCCAGAUUGUCUGGGCAUCCAAAUGUUGUAAAUCUAAAGGCAGUCUACGAGGAGGAAGAAUGUGUGCACUUAUUAAUGGAGUUAUGUGCUGGAGGGGAGCUUUUCCACCAGCUUGAGAAGCAUGGCAGGUUUUCGGAAUCUGAUGCUCGGGUUAUUUUCAGGCAUCUAAUUCAAGUGGUCAAAUAUUGUCAUGAGAAUGGUGUUGUUCAUAGAGAUCUAAAGCCGGAAAACAUUCUAUUAGCCACAACCUCGUCCUCAUCUCCAAUUAAGUUGGCAGAUUUUGGUCUUGCAACCUAUAUCAAACCUGGUCAGAAUUUGCAUGGUACUGUUGGGAGCCCAUUUUACAUUGCCCCAGAAGUCCUUGCAGGAGGCUAUAACCAAGCUGCUGAUGUUUGGAGUGCUGGAGUUAUUCUUUACAUCCUUCUCAGCGGGAUGCCACCCUUUUGGGGUAAGACGAAAUCAAGAAUUUUUGAAGCUGUUAGAGCUGCAGAAUUACGUUUUCCUUCUAAUCUUUGGGAUCACGUAUCAACAUCUGCGAAAGACUUGAUAUCCAGGAUGCUUUGCAUGGAUCCUUCAAAGCGGCUCACUGCUGAGGAGGUUCUAGCUCAUUCAUGGAUGAAAGAUGCUGCCCAAGCAUCUCAAGAGCAGGAAAAGCAAGAUGCUCGAGAUUGCAGACUGGUGGAAAUGGGCAUGAGUUCUUCGCCCGCUCCAUUCAUCGUUAGAAAUCGGGAUUUUAGCUUCAGUGAUGGAACUCCUGUUAUUUGUGAGGACCAAAUGGGGCAUUCCCCUGUCUUCACAUGCAAAUCAUCGUUCUCUUCUUUCCUUUUAGACAACGUUGGCACGCCUAGUUCUGUUCCCGGAGGAUUUUCUUUCAGCAGUUGCGUUGAGUUAGAUACGGCUACUGAGUUUUCAUCCCCAAUUCCGAAGCUUCCCAGUUUUACUUUCUUCAGUCCAUGUUCAACAGUUGAUCAAGUAAACAGUUCGAUGAGAUUCAAAGCGAAUUUGUCACUGUCAGAAGCGCUUCAUGAAGCAACCAAUGAAACGGUUUCUUAUCCAAAGAAAAAAAAACCAUUUCCUUCAUCUUUGGAAUGGCUAUCAAUACCUCGUUCAAAAGCAGCAACUAAUUGGGAUUUCUAUGAAUAUCAUUUAGUUGGAGAUGAUUUCCUUAGUUUUACAACGGACCAUGUUAUCUUAAAUGCAGAACCAAUCAAGAGAAAGCUUUCUCUUCUGCUAGAACCUACAAUUCCAGCCAAGUACAGGUUUGGAGAAAUGGAGUGGAAAGAAACUAGAAAGGGAGGUGGAUCUAGAGGGACCAACAUUCCCAGCAAAAGGAAUCAUACAAUCGGACUUGGCGAGCUCGAUCAGCUCAAUCUAAUCGUGACCGAAUCAGUUAUACGAUGGGCAUCAUGCACACAUAUCCCAACAACUCCAUCCCUUAGGCUAUCACUUGUCUGUUAACAUUUCCAGUUUGUUAAAGAGGAACGUGAAAAGCCGACGAUCCCGAGAUUUCUUAACGUUUCAGUCUCAGGAAAGUGAAAUCUGUUGUUAUAUAGAGUCCGGGCAGAGCAGUUCUUUUUUUCUUCUUUUUGUUCUAUAAUUUUCUAUGUGGUGGUAUUGGGAUUCUGAUGCUUUGUUAUAUUUGGAAGUAGUCACUAAGCAGAAGGUGAGAGGUUUUGCAUUUGCUUGGCCUUUUCUGAGAACUCCCCUAACUUUCUAGCAUAGUUACUCAAAAUAUAAUUACAACCUCAA
Cucumis melo (muskmelon) is the source of this 2482-nucleotide messenger RNA. RefSeq names its product calcium-dependent protein kinase 26. The coding region runs from base 449 to 2191 and encodes 580 amino acids. The transcript is spliced from 5 exons. Lineage: Eukaryota; Viridiplantae; Streptophyta; Magnoliopsida; Cucurbitales; Cucurbitaceae. Gene Ontology annotation, cellular component: cytoplasm; nucleus. Gene Ontology annotation, biological process: intracellular signal transduction; protein autophosphorylation; peptidyl-serine phosphorylation. Gene Ontology annotation, molecular function: calcium/calmodulin-dependent protein kinase activity; ATP binding; calcium-dependent protein serine/threonine kinase activity. The record is from RefSeq and is a predicted model, not a curated record.